GCAAGCCAAACAACCUGUACCGGCAGUGAGAAGGUCACAUUCAUUCAUCUGUGGUCCCUCACAAAGAAGUCCCUCCUCAUCAGCCAUUCUUAAGAUCAUCAAGGUGAGAGUAUUAGCAACAGAAGAGCUGGCGUUACCGGAUCAGCCAUGCUUGGAGGCUUUUGCGCAAAUUUGUUGGUCACAUUGGCUCUCCUCUUUCUAACUCACACUGGGACUCAAUGCAGGACAGAAAGUGAUAUUUCAUCCGUUACUUUACCUGACUGGAGAAGAGAUUCAGAAUAUAUUGCACAGUGCUCGUUUGGCAAACACAAGAAUACAGCAUGCGACUGGACAACGAAUCACCACAGAUCACACACUCUAACAGUGCAUACAAUAGAAAGUGAUGCAUUGGAUCAAGGGGAAGCCUGUCUAGAGUUCUGGUACUUGGCCUCUCCUCGUGGUUUAAAGCUUCGAGCUCUGCUCAAAAGCAGCAAAGGUCUGGUGGAAAUCUGGACCUCACCAGCACUGGCUCCAGAUGGUUGGCGACAGGUGUUUGUGCCACUCAACAUCAUUGAGUCUGGGACCAAGAUUGUUUUGAAGGCAGUCCAAGCAAUAUCCUUGGAGAAUCAGGUCACAUUUAACAACAUUGGAGUAAGGAGAGGCUUAUGCGGACACCAGUGUGAUCCACACAAAGAGAUAUGGACAGACCAGACCACUCGCUGCUUCUGCUCAGACAGACAGCUUCACUGUGCUCCCUCUCAGUGUCCUAAGGGUCAAAGCUGUGGUCCUCAAAUACGAACCCCUCGGGAGGCGGCCAACACUGGGACGUGUACUAUACAUAGUAACACGGACUUCAGCACUUUUGAUGGAGUGCUGUUUCGCUUCAUGGCUCCCUGCAACUACAUUCUGGCAAAGACCUGCUCUUCCUCUGAGGCUUUGUCCUCCUUCAGUGUGAAGGUUGUCAAUGACUAUGAUGAGAAUUUAUCUCAACCAGCUGUGCAGCAGGUCAUUGUGUCCGUGGGGAAUGACAGAGUGUCUCUUCUAAAACUGGAGACACACAGAGUUGUGGUCAAUGGGAUCUGGAGGAAUCUUCCACUCAGCUUCAGCAAUAACACUGUCAAAAUAAAAAGCAACCUGGCAGCUGUUGUACUUGAAACCACUUUUGGCCUUUCAGUGUCAUAUGACAUUGCAGGUGAUGUGCAGGUGACCCUGCCGUCCACUUACUCUGAGGACAUUUGUGGCUUGUGUGGAAACUUGAACCAUCUUGGAGAAGAUGACUUGACAAGGCCUGACGGAGAACCUGCAUAUGAUGCCACAGCUUUGGCUAACAGCUGGCAGAGUGAUCAAAAAAACUCCAUCUGUGAAACAAUUCCAUUACCUCAGGAGUGUGACCCGGUGGAGGAGGCCGAGUAUGGCAGUGAGCAACAGUGUGGAAGUCUCCUCUCCAGUACUGGACCAUUUGCAGCAUGCCAAUCUUUUCUGGGAGCUGAAAGCUACUUCAGGGGCUGUAUGAACAAAAUGUGCUCCACUCAUGGUGAUCCCGCAGUGCUGUGUGAGACACUGCAGAUGUACGCUGAUAUCUGCAAGGAUGCUGGAGUCAUUGUUCCUACAUGGCAGAACGCUACAAUUUGCCCUCGACUGUGUGGUGAAAAUAGUCAUUACAACUCAUGUGCUGAAGGCUGUCCAGAUGUGUGCCACAGUCAGGAUAUCAUCGGAUCUUGUGGAAGUUGUGAGGAAAGGUGCGAGUGUGACCAUGGCUUCAAACUCAGUGGGGGCAAUUGUGUUGCAACAGAGGACUGUGGGUGCUGGCAUAACGGAGAACACUAUGAGAAAGGGGAAAGGAUCUUAGAAGGAGAGUGUGCGCUGCUGUGCCAAUGCAUGGGUGGCAAUAAUGUUCAGUGCACUAAAAUGCAAUGUGACAGAAGUGAGGUCUGUAAGGUUGAGGCCGGGGUCAAAGGAUGCUUCCCUAUCAAACCGGCCACCUGUAGCGUGUAUGGUGAUCCACACUAUAUCACCUUUGAUGGGAUGGCGUAUGACUUUCAAGGGGGGUGCAGUUACACACUGGCUACCACAUGCGGAGGAGAAAGCAAAGUCCAUUUCAACGUGACCGGUCACAAUACGCAUCAUCCCCUUCACAACUUGACCCGGUCUAAGUUGGAUGCUGUGACCCUGCAAAUUGAGGAUUUCCACCUCACAUUGAAGCAGACCAGCCAAGUAUAUGAGAAUAAGAGCCUUGUUCAACUCCCUUACUCCACCACUGCUUCAUUUGGUUCUGUCUGGGUUUACAAGAAUAACAGUUAUGUUGUCGUGGAGACAACCUUUGGCCUAAGAAUGGUCCUAGAUGGGCACAACAGCUUCUUCUUACAGGUAGACGAGAGCUACAAAUAUCAACUAUGUGGCCUAUGUGGUACCUAUUCAGGACAGCAGGACGACGACUUCAUAAAACCAAACGGCCAAAACACUACAGACCCAUUUGAGUUUGGUGAUAGCUGGAAGGCGCCACUCAAUAACGAAUGCGUUUCUCAUCCAAAUGAUCCGCGACCUUGUGAAAAUGAGGAGGAAGACAAUGAGGCCUACGUUGAGUGUUUUGCCAUCCUUGGCGAAGCCUUCAAGCCCUGCCAUGAAACCAUUCACCCGAGCAUCUACAUCAGGAGCUGUGUGCACGACUACUGUGACACAAGGGGCGACCAACACACCUUAUGUGUGUCUCUUCAAUCCUACGCAGCUGCCUGCCGUAUAGCAGGAGUGGAGAUACCCCAUUGGGCCUGCAUUGAACCCCAAACUACAGAAAAUCCUCCAACUCCACCCACUCCAACUCUUCCACCGCUAACACCGGAUCCAGAUUUAUGUCCCUUAAACUGCGACUUUGAGAAGAAUCUGUGUGGGUGGCAGCAACUCAUACAGGACACCUUUGAUUGGACAAGGUAUUCCGGUGCCACCCCAACAAUCGGAAGUGGGCCAAACCACGACCACACCACUGGGGCGGGAUUUUAUAUGUACAUUGAGGGUGACAGUGUAACACAUGGAGACCCAGCUCGUCUAAUGAGCUCAGAGUGCCUUUACAGUGGCCCAGUCUGCCUCCAUUUCUGGUACCAUAUGCAUGGCUCUGCCACGGCCAUGGCCCUAAAUAUGUACCUGCUCCAAGGAAAUAUAGCAACCAAGAUUUGGUCCAUGAAAAACAACCACGGGGAAGAAUGGCAUUUAGGAAAAGUUGAUAUCAAUGUCUCCGGCCCUUUCAAGAUCAUAGUGGAGGGAAUCCGAGGCUCCAAUGCUCUAUCGGAUGUGGCGAUAGAUGACAUCUCCAUCCAGUUUGGCUCUUGCGCAAGUGGACUGGGAAACGGAGCUGAACCUGGAGAAGUCAUUCCCUCAGACCCAGUUUGUAGCUUGAAUUGCAGCUUCGAUAGAAAUAUUUGCAACUGGAAUCAGAUGGUGACAGAUGCUUUUGACUGGACAUGGCAAAGUGGUUCUACGCCUACCCUCAUGACAGGACCCUCCUCUGACCACAGUGGGGAUGGUCAUUACCUCUACAUCGAGGCUAGUACUGUGUCACAUGGGGAUACAGCGCGUCUCAUCAGUUCUGGAUGUUCUGCCGCCGGUUCCCUGUGUUUGCAGUUCUGGUACCAUAUGUACGGCUCUGCUGAUACUAUGGCCCUCAAUAUAUAUUUGCUGCAGGACAAAAAAGCUGUUGCUAUUUGGUGGAAGAGGAAUGAUCAAGGAAAUAUGUGGCACUUGGGUCAGGUAGACCUGACAAACACAGGACCUUUCCAGAUCAUUAUCGAGGGGCGCAGGGGCUCCAAUAAAGAAUCUGAUGUCGCCAUAGAUGAUGUAUCACUUUAUCAUGGACGAUGUUCAGAGCUAAGUGGUGUCAUGACAACACCCCCUCCCAAACCAGAUGGAAACAUCACGGCUCCUCCAAAUGUCACAGAGCUUCCCGCAGUCAAUGUUACUGAUGUUACAACUUGGCCGCCUGUGGCAAAUGUCACACAACACCCUGUUAUUGAAGCAACUCGGAAUUUAACUCUAAAUAACAAUUAUAUUGGAGCCGCAGAGAGCAGAUCACCACACUCCGUGUGCCAACUCGACUGUAAAUUUGAGAAAGACCUGUGUCAAUGGAAACAGCUUCGCACUGAUGCCUUUGACUGGACAAGACUAAGUGGGUCAACGCCAACAUUAAGGACAGGGCCUUCUUCGGAUCACACCACAGGACAUGGCCACUAUCUUUACAUUGAAGCCAACACCGCAUCACAUGGAGACACAGCUCGUCUCAUCAGUUCAGAGUGUUUUGCCUCCGGUCCUCAGUGUCUGCAGUUCUGGUACCAUAUGUACGGCUCGGCCGAUACUAUGGGCCUCCAUCUAUAUUUGCUGCAGGACAAAAAAGCUGAUGUCAUUUGGCGGAAGAGGAAUGAUCAAGGAAAUAUGUGGCACUUAGCUGAGGUGGGCGUGACGGUCAACGGAUCUUUCCAGAUCAUCAUAGAGGGGCGCAGAGGCUCCAAUGAAGAAUCUGACGUCGCGAUAGAUGAUAUAACGCUUUAUCAAGGACAAUGUUCAGAGCUAAGUGGUGUGGUGACGACACUCCCGCCCAAACCUGAAGCGAAUGCCACUCUUCCUCCAAGUAACACUUCACAUGAAACUGCAAUUACAGAGCUCCCUACUGUGAAUGUUACAUAUGAACUCCCUCCAACAGCUAGGCCACCUGGACCAAAUGCCACGGUAUCCCAUUUUGCUGAAGUAACAACUAAUGUAAUUAUGGAUAACAAUGAUACUCCAGACGCACAACCACUUCACGCAGUGUGCCAACUAAACUGCAACUUUGAGAGAGAUCUAUGCCAAUGGAAUCAGCUCCGUGCUGAUGUCUUCGACUGGACAAGACUGAGUGGCUCAACCCCGACAUUUAGUACUGGGCCCUCUUCAGAUCACACAACAGGAUAUGGCCACUAUCUUUACAUUGAAGCCAACACCGCAUCACAUGGAGACACAGCUCGUCUCAUCAGUUCAGAGUGUUUUGCCUCCGGUCCGCAGUGUCUGCAGUUCUGGUACCAUAUGUAUGGCUCGGCCGAUACUAUGGGCCUCCAUCUAUAUUUGCUGCAGGACAAAAAAGCUGAUGUUAUUUGGCGGAAGAGGAAUGAUCAAGGAAAUAUGUGGCACUUAGCUGAGGUGGGCGUGACGGUCAACGGAUCUUUCCAGAUUAUUAUCGAGGGGCGCAGAGGCUCCAAUGAAGAAUCUGAUGUCGCCAUAGAUGACAUAACUCUUUACCAUGGACAAUGUUCAGAACUAAGUGGAACGGCGACGCUACACCCUCCCAAACCUGAAGGAAAUGCCACUAUUCUUCCAAAUAUCAAACCACAAGUAACUGCAGUAACAGACCUCCCUGAGGUGAAUGUUACUGGUCAAUUCCCUGCUACAGAGAUGCCACCUGUGGCAAAUGCCACAAUAAUUUAUGUCCCUGAAGCAACAACUGAGCCAAUUAUUAAUAACAAUGAGAUUGCAGAUGCACAAAACAGACCACCAUACUCUGUGUGCCAUCUCAACUGUAAUUUUGAGGAAGGCCUAUGUGAAUGGAAUCAGCUUUUCACUGAUGCCUUUGACUGGACAAGACUGAGUGGCUCAACCCCUACAAUUAUGACAGGACCCUCUUCAGAUCACACCACAGGACAUGGCCACUAUCUUUACAUUGAAGCCAACAGCGCGUCACAUGGAGAUACAGCUCGCCUCAUUAGCUCCAAAUGUUCUUCCUCCGGACCUCAAUGUCUGCAGUUCUGGUACCAUAUGUACGGUACAGCGGAUACAAUGGGCCUUCAUGUAUAUUUGCUACAAGACAAAAGAGCUGAUCGUAUUAGGUGGCUGAGGAAUAAUCAAGGGAAUAUGUGGCGUCAGGCCCAGGUUGACUUCACAACAAUUGGAUCUUUCCAGAUCCUUUUUGAGGGUCGACGAGGUUCUAAUGAUCAAUCAGAUGUGGCCAUAGAUGACAUAUCCCUAUACAGUGGGCCCUGUUCAGACAUCACAAACACUACCACCCCUGUACCCAUGACAACGGAUUCUGUUACAACAGAAGGUUCUGAACUUACAACAAAAUACACAAAUGUUACACAACCAAUAACAACUACACUACAAACAACAACGGACACAACCAACUCUGGGACUCAGACAUCCACACCAGAACUAACUAAGCCCACAAACCCAAAUGCUUCAUCAGAAGCGACAGCUGGGACAGUUACAAGUGGACCUCAGACAACUGCCACAGUCCACCCAUCAUCAACAAAACACCCAGGACCUGAACCAACAACUGAAAAAAUGACAUCACCCAUUACUUACCCUCACUCCACAGCUAGACCCGUGCCCCUAACAACAGAGAGCGGUGAAGCAACAACUGGAUUACACCCAAAAACAUCAGUGACACCAGAAACUCCAACAACAGUAGAACCACAGACUACUCCCACAGCUCUCCCAUCAUCAACCACCCAUCCAGUAGAUGAAGGAACACAAGAUCCAGGACCUGAACCAACGACUGAAAAAAUGACAUCACCCAUAACAUACCCUCACUCCACAGCUAGACCUAUACCACUAACAACAGAAAGCAAUGAACCGACAACUGGGUCACACCCCAAAACAUCCAUGACACCAGAACCACUAACCCAAACCCCAUCAGCAACAGAAGGACCUCAAUCAACUAGUCUUGAAACUCAGCCUCCAACUGCAACGCAACCUCUUCCACAAACAACAGCUGCACUGCAGCCUUCAACAAAUGAACCACAGUCAACAAUCACCAUUAAACCACAAGAUCCAAAUAAUACUUCACCAGCUACUACUGUUGGAGAACAGCCCCCAACUACUGAAUUGACACCUUCUUGCCAACAGAAUAGUCAUUACAACACUUGCAUCCCUGCCUGCCGUCCAACCUGCAGAUAUUUGAAUGGGCCGCCAUUUUGCAAGCACAAUGAGGGUUGUAAGCCGGGGUGUGUGUGUAAUGAUGGCUAUGUACUGAAACUUGGAAUUUGUGUACCAAUCCUCCAAUGUGGAUGCGUGGACGGAGACGGCAAUAAAUAUGUUUUUGGUCAAAUGUGGUACACCAAACACUGCGGUCAGAAAUGUAGAUGUGAGAGGGAAGAUGAUAUUGGGGAGAUUGACUGCGAUGAAGAAGAGUGUGACGACAAUUCUGUUUGCCUUCAAAAUGAAGACGGGCAUUAUUACUGCCAGAAAACAGGUUUCAAUGAGUGUACAAUAAAUGGGGACCCUGGGUACAGAACCUUUGAUAACAUGAAGCAUGACUUUGAGGGAGAACAUUCAUACGUGCUGGUCCAAACCAGAAACUUGCCUGGUAAUCUUCAGGAUGUCUACAUAGUGGGCAUCAAUACACCCGGUGGUAGUGAAGAAGAUCGUGAUGAUGACGAUAACGACGACGAUAAUAGUGAUAAUGACAGCAAUGAGGAUGAUGAACGCCACAGAUUACAGGGGCUCAAGAUUGAAGUGUACAAUCAUACAGUGGAGUUCAAGAAGCAUCGGAAGUUGUUUGUGGAUGGACAGCGAACUGAGCCACCGGUUUCACCGUCCCUUGGUCUAAAGAUUAAGAAGCAUUCCUCUCACAUUUAUCUCAAUACUGACUUUGGUCUUUCAGUAAAAUUUGAUGGACAAAACAAUGCAGAAAUAACUCUACCACGUACGUACAAACGAAAAGUUGGAGGCCUUUGUGGGAACUUUGACGGUAGAAUCCUGAAUGACCGGAUGAAACCUGACGGGACCGUGGCCAAGACUGUCCAAGAAUUUGGAGAGAGCUGGAGAGUGUGACAAUGUCAAAGGGGGCAGAGGGGUGCUGUCCCAGAUACUGCUCAACAUCAUCAUGUCCACUCAUAAAACUUUUUUUUUUUCCUUUAGACUGAGCACAACCUGAAUAUUCAGUUACAUUUGUGUAUUAAGCUAAACUGGUUUUGUACCAUAUCUGAAUUAAUUAAGAUGAACUUUUGCUAUACCAUAACAACACAGGCUAUGCAUGAUCACAUAACAUUAGCUAAUUUUAACCAGUGACUUAUUGAAUUCAAAAACUGCACAUGAAUAUAGAGUCAAUACAUUCCUUUGUGUAAAUAAAGAUUCACCAGAAACAUUGCUAAUGGCGUUUAUCAAUUAUUACAAUUUUGCUCCUAGUUUAUUCGACUUUCUCGGAUUAUUUUACCAAUAUGUUUUGCUAUGAAACACGCACUGCAAUUGUUUUGUUGAUAAACAGAAACCCUUGUUAAAAAUGUUACCGAGAAUGUCUUCCGUCUACAGUAAACAGACAACAUUCCUACCAAUAAAAA
Syngnathoides biaculeatus (alligator pipefish) is the source of this 8267-nucleotide messenger RNA. RefSeq names its product zonadhesin-like. Gene Ontology annotation, biological process: nervous system development. The transcript has 37 exons. Gene Ontology annotation, molecular function: protein binding. Lineage: Eukaryota; Metazoa; Chordata; Actinopteri; Syngnathiformes; Syngnathidae. The record is from RefSeq and is a predicted model, not a curated record. The coding region runs from base 148 to 7761 and encodes 2537 amino acids. Gene Ontology annotation, cellular component: membrane.